AAAUAUUGGCAACAUAAUAAUAGUGUAUUUUUUAAAUGUUUUAAUUCAUGAUUCAUUUGAAAAUCGUGUGCAUUAUAUCCGGUGUAAACCAUGUUCUCGCAUUGUUAAUGUAAGCAGUAGAUAGAUAAAGUAGCGGAAAUUAAUCUAGUCCAACAACACAUACGUUACUAAACGAGAGCUCUUUCUUCGUGGAACUGAAUUUACCCGGCAAUUUGACUCGCAUCGCUUACAAUGGCAUUUUAGUGCUCAAGUUUAACGAGUCCUUCACGUCGACGUUACGCCCGGGGAAAUUCGAUCGGGAUUUUCUGAAAUCCGACAAUCGAAGUAUGCAUUCGGUGACGAUGAAUCAACCGAUUCACCACAACUCGAAGGGGCGUUCCGUUGUCGCGAUCUUCUCUCCGUAAUGAUUAUUAGCUAUCGCGUCUGGAAAUCGGGUGGAUUUCCUGACGCGAGGCUCGCCGAUAAAUUUGCAGAUUGAAUUUCACUUUCUUUUACGUCCGACUGCCGAUUUUUGUGGUCCAGUCUGUGAAGUGCCGAUUUUGCGAAAGGAAGAGGAGGUGGUGCACGAAGAGAUGCGCUACGCGAACGAAAGGUUAAUGUCCGGUUUUCUCGCGGCGGAACCGCAGUCUCCUCGUGCGGUGGUCCAUCGUCGAUGCUGAAUCGCGCGCUCGGUACGUUCGCGGAAUUAGUGGUGGUGGUGGUGGUGCUCGAGCGGACUCUUUCGCGCGGAUGACAGCUGGACGUUUUCGCCGCGAGGUUGACAGUGAGAUCCUCGAGCUCAGUUGAGCUGGGAAGAGACGAGUCGUCUCUCGCGUCGCCGAGAGUCCGAGACACGCCGUCGGUGAUAUCCGACGAGAACUACUGCGCGAAUCGGGUGGUGAUCAGUAGUGAUGCCGUGAUGGGCUGCAGCUCGAGAUCGUUCUUCCUGACCACGCUUCUCCUCGUGGUUGGAUUACUCUCUAUCGCGCUGUUCGCCGAAAUAUCUGACGCGACACGCUUAAGACAGCGGCCUGGACCUACGGAUUCUCCAAGAGGAGGUUCCGUGAACGAGGCUGGCGUUUUUGCGUUGCGAGGUAGGCAGGAAGGUAGUCGGCGCUCUAGGAAGACUACCACUAGCACAACGAGCACAACGACACCCAGCUCGACAGUGAUAUCUCUGCCUGAUGAAGUGGCCCAGCCCGCUGCUCUUUUGGCCCCCGAGGAGGAGUCAUGGUCUACCAGUUCCUCCACCACUACCAAUGUUCUGCUAUCCUCAGACGUAGCCGACACGUCAUCCAAUCCGCCUCUGGAGCUUGUGGUGAAGCCUCAUAGUAAAGUCAUUUUGCCCUGCGAACUGGAAGGAAAUUACUCGAGAUUAUUGCUGCCAGGAGCGAGAAGUUACAGAAUACGACCGGCAACGUGGCUGCACGAGGAUAACCCAGUGGACAUGAUCACGAUAGAUACGAGAACAGAAAUGAGCGGAACCGGACACCGAUACAUCGGCGACUCCACGACCGCCGCGUUGCACAUAGACAAUGUCAGAUUAGAGGACGACGGUGUGUGGAGCUGCACAUUGGAGGACGACCGGGGAAAGAUCCUCUUCGGCAGACCGGUGAAGUUGGUUGUGCUCGAGGCACCUCGUGGGACGUAUCUGCUGAUAGAUGGCCGCCGGUUGGAUCCCGGAAACCAGUUUGUGCCGGUGAAGGAAGGCUCGGAGCUCACUCUCGAGUGCGCGGCCGAGGGUGGAAACCCGCCGCCCGUCUUGGCGUGGGGCAUGACCUUGUCUCAGGCCACUUUAGACGGGCCGGAACAACCGCCGGACAACCUCACCGUGUUGCCCUCAACAUCCGGCAGACGCAGCGGGGCUCACCUUAAAGUCCUGAGAGGACAUCACAAUGCUACCAUCGUCUGUGUUGCACGUCACAUCACACUCAUGAUACCGAUGAACGCCAGUAUCCUGCUCGACGUCCAAUAUACUCCAUCGUUUGCGAUAACGCGUUUACCUGGUUUUGGAAUUCCGAUCGUCGAGGGGAUGUCUGUCAGCCUGAAAUGCGAGGUAGACAGCAAUCCAGCUAGCACUCCAAUUUGGCAGCGCGACAAUGGACCGCCCCCCGUAGAGCAGAGCGAUGACGGAUGGUUGAACUUCACAAAAAUCACUCGGGCCGAGAGCGGCUGGUACAAGUGCUACACACGGCAUAUGCUCGGCAUUUUCACCAGCAUCGGAUAUUUUCUCAAUGUUCGCUAUGAUCCAGAUAUGGAGACCGAGGCGGAGGCGCUGAACGGUGAGGCAACCGAUUCCCGAAGGAUGGAAGUGCAGAUCGGCGGCGCGGUGACCCUUGAGUGCGACGGCGGUUGUUGGGGCCAUGGACCGGGAAUGGAUCCGGUAGGUGGGCCCGGACCUCUCGCCCUAAGCCGAGUGGUGUACCAGGAGGCUGGAGAAUAUCGAUGCGUCGCGCCCGAUCGGAAAAUGCAGGACACGUGGCGGGCUCAGUUACCUUACCACAUCAAGAUUACCGGGCGACCCAUGGUUCAUCCACUAAGUCAGAGUGUGACGGCAAACGAGGGUGAGCCGCUGGACAUUAUCGUCGAGUUCUGCGCCGAGCCGAGUUACACGAAGGUUCUCUGGAUAUCGGAGGAGCGCGUGUACACACCGGAUGCACCCUCUCACGACGGGGUCCGAGCUCUCGCAAUCGAGGACGGCGGCACAGAAUCGUGUUACAGGACGACAUUACGUUUCGAGACGAUUCAGUGGUCUCACGCGGGAGAGUGGCUGCUGCUGGUCCGUUCGCCGGAAGGGAUCGCCGACGCUUCCGUUCGGCUCAAUGUGACGCGCGCUUACGGAUACAGCCGUGCCCACGUCCGGUCAGUGAGUGUCACGUAUCUUCUGCUCUGCCUGAUUCNAUUCCUGCAGGAACAUCGUCGCUGAAGCGAUACGCUGACGAUCCAGGCGGAAGAAACCUCGACGAAACUUCUGACGACGCGGAAAGCUCGGAUGUCGGCUUUUCCAAAAUGAUGAAGGGGCAAGUUUCUCUGUACAUAAUAUUAAAAUCCUCUUUUUCGACGAAUAUUUCCCCGCGCGAUUCACGCGUUAGCGAGACGCGCAUUUGUCCAACAUGCUACGACUUAUGUAUCUUUAGUAUCGCGAAUACAAUAGAAAUUCGAUGAAGUCGCUCCGCUGACACGCCUUCGGCGCGAAUUACUACGGCCUUGGUGUUCCUCGGAUUAUGUAGCGAAUUCUCUUGUUCUAUUUGGACGAUUCUAGAUGACGCAUUUUCACAAAUUUACGAUCGCGAAGAAGAGCGCGGUCUGCUGCUGUCGUCGUACGAAACUUUUAAGUAAGCUUGCGUCUGUAUGAACGAGUACCCAUGCGAUCGAGAAAUGGUUCAAAAAAAAAAAUUUUCGAUUUCUCUGGCCUUAUACGAAAAUAAUGAAGGAGAAAAAGGAAGAGAUCGGACGAUACAUAUUUAUAUAGAGAGAAAAUUUGUAAACUACGAAUUUAUGCGCGCUGACAUUCGCGCGAUAUGCCGUACGAUGUGUAUAUACUUGUAUAGGUAAAAUAAAUAAUAAGCCAAUGUUUACGCGAAUUGUGGAACGCGAUGUUUCCGCAUGUAGGGAUCAGAACAAAAAGAAGACCAAUUCUUCUCUUUUUCCUUUUUUUUGUCAUUCACGAAUUUUCUGCAAAUAAAAGGGAGCGCGCGAGAUAUGGCUUGUAGCGGACAAAUUCAAACGAAUCGAUUUUGUCCCCGAAUUAUAAUCAUUAUAAUAUUGCGAAUUAAGCCCCUAUAAUGAAGUAUGGUGAGCGAUACUGCCUAUAACAGUAACGAAAUAAUAAUAAUUGAACGAACAUGGUAUGACACGACAGAAACAAAGAGAUCGUCGCAAUUCUUAAUAAAGAAGAUGUGCGGUCUCCCCUGCAUGCCCCGAAACGAAAGAUCGUGCUAUCGGAAACAAACGUAAUUGUGCAACGUCAAAUAUUCCCGAAGAUAGGGCCGGCUAAAAAUUAAAUAAAUUGUUGUAUAUUACUUAGGUAAGUAGAAUUUGAUAGCGUGUAUAUAGUGACUGUAAAUGCGUAGGUUUACCGUACGCCCGUACACGACGAAUUAUACAGUGUGACGCUGUUAGAGAUAUAUUUAUUAUUCGUUGAUAUAUUUUUAUAAAGUUUUAUUUAGCUAUAAGUUCUCGUUCGCCUUCCCCCUUCGCCCCGAAUCUCGUUCGCACGAUCAUAACGCUCGUUUCUUUAGGCAGAGAAUAAAGUGGCGCUUUGAGUUACCAAUUUUUCUCAACGAGAACCAUUACAAUAAAAUACUAUGUCCUACGAACGUCCUAAAUUGAAUGUAGCUGUAGUUCAUCGUGUGAGAAACAUGGACAUUGUUGUCUUUAUGAUACUUUGGUCUAUCCGAUUGGACGGGAUAUUGCGUCUCGUCCCGAUUCCGCUUCUUUCAAGCGUCUUUAACGUAAUCUUUUCGUAAAAAUUCGGUGGUUCCUAAUUUUGUAAAAAUAGAAUUUGUACUCGGCUUAUCGACGACUAACGAUAACCCUUAUUGUCGGUACGUCCUAUCCGCGUGCGCGCGAUCGCAGUCGGUACUACCUAUAGAUACGAAAUAAACAUACCUGAUGUCUUCACGUUAAUUUAGUCUACUCGAAGAACCCGACUUGUUUUCAGAUCGCUAAGGUGUUACAAGUAAGCAACGUGGUGUAAUCGUUGUACCCAAUGACGCCUAAGAGUUCAAUAAAUGAUAUUUACAAUAA
Molecule: messenger RNA, 4728 nt
Organism: Formica exsecta
Lineage: Eukaryota; Metazoa; Arthropoda; Insecta; Hymenoptera; Formicidae
Gene: tei
Product: irregular chiasm C-roughest protein
Biological process (GO): cell-cell adhesion
Cellular component (GO): cell-cell junction
Molecular function (GO): cell adhesion molecule binding
Source: RefSeq, a predicted model, not a curated record